AUGGACAGGUCAGCGGUGUGGGCGGGGCCUGUGCACAGGUGCAUGCUGGUCCUGACGUGUCUGCUCCUGCUGUGUGAGGUCAUGGCCGGAUGUCUCUGUAACUCCCUCAUUAACAUGGUGGACAGCUUCCACACCCUCUACGUCCUCAUUCACAUGAUCAUCUCCAUACGAGGUUCUAAAGAGAACUCCAGCAUCUCUGCAGGACCUCAGGAUGAGGCGUGUCCCGACGCGGGCGCUGAUGGUUUUCAGUACGUUAGGACUCGUGUGCGGCCGGUCGGAGGUCUGAUCUCGGCCCUGCUGCUCUCCUCACUGUGCGUCUCCAUCGGCUUCCAUAUCCUGGGCCACGUCCUGCAGCCUCACGCCUUACAGCACCCCCUACUGGCCACGGCUGUGGGCGCGGUCAGUCUGCUGUUUAACCUUCUGCUGCUGGUGUGGAGAAGACGGAGACAAACAGAUACAGGAGUUACAGAACACAGAACAGGUGAGACAGAAGCACCUUUAACUCCAGCAGGUUCUCCUGACGAUGAUGUUCUGAUGUUCUGUAACAACAGAGUGUCCACCGUUCUCCAUCCGGACUCUCAGGAUCGCCGCAUUCAUCCUAAGCCCAAGUCCAUUUCCCAUGAUUCCACUCACACAGGAACAGUCAGAGGAGAGGCUCAGCGCAGCAGCGGCGGCUCAGGCCACGGCGCAGCGCAGCAGCGUGACGUGAGUGUGUGUAUCAGGAGCAUCAUCACUGCGUUCCAAAGCCUCCUGGGUUCUGCUCUGGUUCUGCUGAACGGACUCCUCCACCAGCACUGUGCGAGCUUUCCGUGGAGCUGUGAUGUGAUCGUGUACCUGGACCCGGGGUUCUCCGUGCUCACAGUGCUGGUCCUGUUGGCGGUGAUGGUUCCUGAGCUCCGGCGUCACGUCUUACUCCUGCUCCAGGCGUCUCCACCCGGCCUGUGCACAGACGAGCUGACGGUAGCGAUCGGGCGUGUCCCCGGCGUGCUGGCCGUGCACGAGCUCCACGUGUGGCAGCUCACCGAGACGUGUGUCGUGGCCUCGGUGCACGUUCACUGUUCGUCGGGUCUCGGCACGCGCGAGUGUUCUCACUUCCUGCGCAGCAUCACGGAGGUUCUGAGGAGGUUCGGGGUGAAGCGCUGGACGGUGCAACCCGAGUUCCCGACCUCGCUCCCCGAGGACGCUUCGUUCCGGUCCGGCUGCACGCUGCGCUGUGGAAAAGCCUGUGUGAGGAAGAUGUGCUGCUUACCUCCUGAGGAACGUCUCAGCUCCACGUCUGUCCUCGCGCAGAACAAGGACACCAUCAUUCUGAACACACACUUCUAACACUGAUUGUAAACAGGCAAUUACAUCAUUAUAUCAGUUACAGCAUUACUCUGAUUGCUCAAGUCUGAACAUGUUCUCUACACGGCUGAAAGAAUCACCUUCAUGUAGAGGAGGGCAAAGAACACAAAAGAACACAAAAGAA
Clarias gariepinus (North African catfish) is the source of this 1468-nucleotide messenger RNA. RefSeq names its product proton-coupled zinc antiporter SLC30A1. The record is from RefSeq and is a predicted model, not a curated record. Bases 1 to 1326 code for a protein of 441 amino acids. Gene Ontology annotation, cellular component: membrane; endoplasmic reticulum; Golgi apparatus. Gene Ontology annotation, biological process: intracellular zinc ion homeostasis; detoxification of zinc ion; zinc ion transmembrane transport. Gene Ontology annotation, molecular function: zinc ion transmembrane transporter activity; calcium channel inhibitor activity. The transcript has 3 exons. NCBI's taxonomy places the organism in Eukaryota, Metazoa, Chordata, Actinopteri, Siluriformes, Clariidae.